GAGAGGGGUAACAUGUAACAAUGUCACCUUCAAUGUCAUUGCACUGUUUAAAUCUUGAUGGGGAAAUCUCACCUGCGAUUGGCGACCUUAAAAGUCUGCUCUCUAUUGAUAUGAGAGGAAAUCACCUCUCAGGACAGAUCCCUGAUGAAAUUGGUGACUGCUCUUCUUUGAAAAGCUUGGACCUAUCAUUCAAUGAGUUAUAUGGGGACAUAUCGUUUUCAGUUUCAAAGUUGAAACAACUAGAACACCUAUAA
This is a messenger RNA of Camellia sinensis, 254 nucleotides long. The record is from RefSeq and is a predicted model, not a curated record. Lineage: Eukaryota; Viridiplantae; Streptophyta; Magnoliopsida; Ericales; Theaceae.